AAAGGAACAACAAAAACGAAAGUGCAAGACGAGCCACUAAUGCUUGGAACAUCCAGGAAGAACAUGCCAACUCCCCCGCUAUCAGACCUACAAUCUCAACAAUAUACACUUCUCACGAUGGUGAAGGGUAUAAAAAUUUGGCAAGAAAUUUAAUUUUGUAUUAAAGAACAUGCGUUAACAGCUUUAAAAUAAAUUUUUAAUUAUUCUUUUGGACAUUUAGCAUAUUACAAUUAUAUAUUAAUAUGCUAAAUGUCCAAAAGAAUAGUUAAAAAUUUAUUUUAAAAUUUAAAUCAGUUAAAUGUUGAAUCAGUUAAAGCUGCUGUAAGUUAGGAAGAAACAUUCGAAAUUUAAAUUGAAUUUUGAUUUCCAUUUAAGAAAGUUAUAUCAUAAACAUUAGAUUAUCAUUUUCAUUUAAAUAGUUUAUUUAAUGUAAUUAAUGUAUUUCGUUUUCUUUGUAUAUCUAAAAAAACUAAACUUUUAAUUGCAUUUUCUGUUUAGGUUUAUUUACAAUAUUCAUUUUUUAACAAUAACAAAUUUUAAAAAAUAAAUGCUUAUAUAUUGGUACCACUGUAAAUGUUUUCAAUGCAAUCUGGCACCCUUGCGUGUUUAAAAAACAGCUGUGCUUUGUUUUCAAACAAACGUUUGACACAAGAGAUUGAAGUUUUUACUUUGUAAAUUCACUUUAAUUUAUUUUUUUUUUGAAAAAAGCCGUAUAUUUUUGAAACAAAAUGGGUGAACGCAAAGGACAAAAUAAAUACUAUCCGCCUGAUUAUGAUCCAAAAAAAGGAGGCCUUAACAAAUUCCGUGGAACCCACGCUUUGCGGGAACGUGCAAGAAAAAUCCACUUGGGCAUAAUAAUCAUUAGAUUUGAAAUGCCCUACAAUAUUUGGUGUGAUGGAUGUAAGAAUCACAUAGGAAUGGGUGUUCGUUAUAAUGCGGAAAAGACCAAAGUGGGCAUGUACUAUUCCACUCCCAUCUACAAGUUUCGCAUGAAAUGUCAUUUAUGUGACAAUCACUUUGAAAUACAAACUGAUCCUGGUAAUCUGGAUUAUGUGAUACUAUCGGGUGCUAGAAGACAGGAAAAUCGUUGGGAUCCUACACAAAAUGAACAAGUUGUGCCAGAAACGAAAGAAGUACAAAAACGUUUGUUUGAUGAUGCCAUGUACAAGUUGGAACAUCAAGCCAAAGAUCAAAAGGCCGGAGAUCAGGCGAAGCCAGUUUUGGAGAAGUUAAUGGAAAGGAAUAAGACAGUAUGGAGUGAUUGUUACGAAGCAAAUUGUAAAUUGAGAGCAGAAUUCAGGACUAAGAAAACCGAAUUGAAAGCAUUGAAAGAACUUGAUGACAAACUAUUGGCUAAAAGUAGUCUGGAUAUAGCACUUUUGCCCGAAACUCAACAGGAUCGUCAAAUGGCUGCUCUAAUGAAACUGCAAAGUAAAAGUGCCCAAGAAAGAGAGGAAGAAAAACGCAUUGAUAUAUUGCUACAACCAACACUACCAGGAGCAACACAAACAACUUUUGGUGGUCUUAAACGACAAAAAGCCUUAAGUUCUAAUCUAGAUUAUAAACAAUUGGGAAUCAAAAGAAAACAAAUUGAAAGCGAAAGUAGUAAUACAACUAAAAAUUGCCCAGAUAUCGAACAGAAAUGUAAUAAUAAAGAAGUGGAAUCAAUUGAAGAUAUAAAUGAAGCAAAUGGAGACAAUCCAACAACGUCUGCAAAUGCCGCUAAUGCUUGUUUAGUAGAUUUACCCAAAAGUUUAGCAUUAGUUUGUGAUUAUGCGAGUUCCAAUUCUUCCAUAGCAUCUCAAUCCUCAGAUCCUUCAGACAAUGAAGAAAGCUAAAUAAUAUUUAUUUAGAAUUUUAUUACAUGUAUAAACAUAAUAAGAAAAUACAUAAUAGUUUUAAGUAGAAAAUAAUAAUAAAGGUUUUAUAAAUCGGCUGUUACAGCA
Lucilia cuprina (Australian sheep blowfly) is the source of this 1946-nucleotide messenger RNA. RefSeq names its product coiled-coil domain-containing protein 130 homolog. The transcript is spliced from 2 exons. Gene Ontology annotation, cellular component: U2-type spliceosomal complex; post-mRNA release spliceosomal complex. The record is from RefSeq and is a predicted model, not a curated record. Lineage: Eukaryota; Metazoa; Arthropoda; Insecta; Diptera; Calliphoridae. The coding region runs from base 729 to 1838 and encodes 369 amino acids. Gene Ontology annotation, biological process: mRNA splicing, via spliceosome.